This is a messenger RNA of Triticum urartu, 473 nucleotides long. The record is from RefSeq and is a predicted model, not a curated record. NCBI's taxonomy places the organism in Eukaryota, Viridiplantae, Streptophyta, Magnoliopsida, Poales, Poaceae.
GCCUCCUCUGUCUAAUCUGGACCCAUUCGUCUCGUUUGUCACGGAGCCUUCCGCUGAGCAGUCCUUUGCUUCGGGUCGUCUACCACCUCCAGUCGAGGUCGUGCCCCAUCCCCAGCUCCCAAGUCGCAGCUCUUCCGGCCAUGGCGGCGGCGGCGCAGAGGCUCCUCGCGGCGAGCACGAAGAUCGUCGGGGUCGGGCGGAACUACGUCGCCCACGCCAAGGAGCUCGGCAACCCCGUCCCCAAGGAGCCGGUGCUGUUCCUCAAGCCGACCUCGUCGUUCCUCCACGCGGGCGUAGCCACCGCCGCCGUCGAGGUGCCCGAGCCGCUCGAGUCGCUGCACCACGAGGUCGAGCUCGCCGUCGUCAUCUCACGGCGCGCGCGCGACGUGCCCGAGGCCUCCGCCAUGGACUUCGUCGGAGGUUAUGCUCUUGCUUUGGACAUGACAGCAAGGGACCUUCAGUCUGUAGCUAAG